Molecule: messenger RNA, 1092 nt
Organism: Guillardia theta CCMP2712
Lineage: Eukaryota; Cryptophyceae; Pyrenomonadales; Geminigeraceae
Exons: 1
Coding region: 290-1009 (239 amino acids)
Molecular function (GO): calmodulin binding
Source: RefSeq, a predicted model, not a curated record
AACGCCAGCAGGCAAUGAUCGAAAGCUGAUCGCUGCAUCCUAUCCUAUCGCAGCUGCUUUAGAGUUGUUUCCUUUCUCUACCUCGCCCUUCCCCUUCCCUCUCUCCGAUUCCUCUCAUCUUUUCUUCUUCUCCACCAUCCUCUUCGUCCUCAGCGUCGUUCCCCUGUCUUCGUUACCUUGAAAACCUCCCAGAAUUUUUGGAGGCUCGGACCGAACUGGGCGGCUCUUCUUCUCUCAGAUCAUACUUGCGGCUUUUCGUCACUUUCUCUAUUGAAACCAAAUACUAACCAUGAACAGCGAAGAGAGCAUCUACAAUCUCAUCCCUCCUGCAGUCUACAUCCCUCCCAAGCAGCCUCUAUACAGGAGCAAGUUUCCGGGAGCUGUUCCAGUGAACAAGCAGCCAUCAGCUAGCAUGGGUCAGCCUCACACUGUGGUAGACACCCGACACUUCCUGAAGAGAGGGGAGGCGACAGUCCCGACCGUUCGCAACCCAGCAGCCCUGGGAGUUCAGAAAAGGGAAAUGGCCAAAGUGAAACCGCCAGUGCCGAAGAAGGACGAGAAGCCUGUGAUGGGUCUGGUCUCGCAGAAGAACUACAUCACCGCAAACGCUGUCGACAACAUCCUCGCUGUGCCCAAGAAGCCCGUGUCGAAGGAGGUGAACUACUUGCAGAAGCAGGACUACGGCCAGGUGCCCGCGUACCUGUCGCGGGUGAAGGCGCAGGUGCAGGAGGAGUAUCGGAUGAUCGAGGACAUGCAGCAGAGCAACCAGCCGCAGAACGAGGAGCAGAUCGAUGUGCUGACGGAGGAUGAGAGGGCGCGCCUGCUCGACGGGCUGAAGGCAAACUGGGCAACCAUCAACAAGGAGUAUCAGACCCUGUCCUUCACGCUUGACACGCCAGCUAAAAAGAAGAGGAAGGAGGAGUAUGAGGCGCAGCUGGAGCAGAUAGAGAACGACAUCAAGAAGCUGAGCAAGAAGUAUGUGUUCGUUCACAAUGACAGGCUCUUCUAGUGCCUGAUGUUUUCAAGAAUCUUUUUUCUUUUGCCUUCCCCUCUUUUCCUGUGUAGGAGUUAACAUAAACAUUCAGAAACCGC